Arachis stenosperma is the source of this 1365-nucleotide messenger RNA. Its product is annotated as probable serine/threonine-protein kinase PBL23. The record is from RefSeq and is a predicted model, not a curated record. Gene Ontology annotation, biological process: protein phosphorylation. Lineage: Eukaryota; Viridiplantae; Streptophyta; Magnoliopsida; Fabales; Fabaceae. The transcript is spliced from 5 exons. Gene Ontology annotation, molecular function: ATP binding; protein kinase activity. Bases 211 to 1356 code for a protein of 381 amino acids.
AGAAGCCAGAUUGUUCAAUCUGGUUUUUUCAGGAACAAAUUUCCCUUGUGUUAAGAGAUCACCUGAAAAAAUAUUAAUUUCAAGCCACUUCUGGGGUUUCUUAUGUAAUUAGUAUUGGAUCUUUAUAACAUCUGUAAUCUAGACAUAGAUUUGUUGUAUUUUUCUGCAUGAGGGUUGUUUUGGUCAGAUAAAAAUAUUUAGGAGUGGAAAAUGAGCUUCUUUGCAUGUUGCACAUCACAACAUAGGUUCCAUAAGAAAACUUUGAAGAAGAAAAUUAAGAGCUAUCAUGAAGGAAAACCUGUACCAUCAAUAUUUGCCAAUUUCUCUCUCAAAACUGAUAGUAGCAAGCGAAAUUUCAUCGAAGGCGAAAUAGAAAAACUUGGAAGAGGAAAUUUAACCUCUCAGAUUUUUACUUAUUCCGAGCUAUGCUUCGCAACCCGGAACUUUCACCCUGACUACAUGAUUGGUGAAGGAGGCUUUGGAAGAGUAUACAAAGGAUUCCUUAGAGGAACAAAUCAGGUUGUUGCUGUGAAGCAACUUAACAGGAAUGGAUUUCAAGGAAACAGAGAAUUUAUAGUAGAGGUUUUGAUGUUAAGCCUCUUGCAUAAUCCUUACCUUGUCAAUUUAGUAGGGUAUUGUGCUGAUGGUGAUCAAAGAGUUCUUGUGUAUGAGUACAUGGUUAAUGGUUCUUUAGAAGAUCAUCUUUUUGAUCUACCUCCAGACAAAAAGGCUUUGGAUUGGAGCACAAGAAUGAAAAUUGCAGAAGGUGCUGCUAGAGGACUUGAAUAUUUACAUGAAGUAGCAAAUCCUCCGGUUAUAUAUCGCGAUUUCAAGGCAUCAAACAUACUUUUGGAUGAGGAUUUCAAUCCAAAAUUAUCAGAUUUUGGACUAGCAAAGCUUGGUCCGACCGGAGAUAAAACUCAUGUGUCAACAAGGGUGAUGGGAACUUAUGGUUAUUGUGCUCCUGAGUAUGCCUCCACAGGACAAUUGACAACAAAAUCUGAUGUAUAUAGUUUUGGUGUUGUGCUUUUGGAGAUGAUUACAGGUAGAAGAGUCAUUGAUCAUAUGAGACCAUCAGGGGAGCAAAACUUAGUUACUUGGGCAUAUCCACUACUCAAAGACAGAAGGAAGUUUACACUAAUGGCUGAUCCAUUGCUAGAAGGGAGAUACCCUAUAAGGGGUCUACACCAAGCAAUAGCAAUAGCAGCAAUGUGUCUUCAAGAAGAUGCUGAAUUAAGGCCUUUGAUUAGUGAUGUAGUUACAGCUCUUAAUGUAUUAGCAAGGAAGAAUGUAGAAUGGAGUGAUAACAAUAAUAAUAGUAAUAAUUCAGUUGAGAGAAUGACUUUGAUAGAUUAGAGGUCAUGU